Messenger RNA from Rhopalosiphum maidis (corn leaf aphid), 1228 nucleotides. RefSeq lists its product as uncharacterized. NCBI's taxonomy places the organism in Eukaryota, Metazoa, Arthropoda, Insecta, Hemiptera, Aphididae. The transcript has 7 exons. The record is from RefSeq and is a predicted model, not a curated record. Bases 200 to 1000 code for a protein of 266 amino acids.
AAAAUCGUCAUGUUGUUUUUAUGGUGCCGUCGAGGAAUAUUGUGGUUUACCGGAUGUCAAAAUUACAGACAUACCAGAAGAAUGCACGUGCAUAAUUUUCGACGGAGUUCCCAUAAAUUUAAAUAAUCAAAUUGGCGAUCCCUAUAUAUACAACGAUUAUAAAUAUUUAGACAUUAUAUUGAAAAAUCGUAAGUGUGUAAUGGUAUACUAUUUCUACAAGACUCAAGCAGAAUGGACUACAAUGCUUGAAUAUGAAUCGUCUAAUGGAGGAUCCAACUUUUCAAAUGAAAUGAAAGGUUUAAAGACUUUUUUGGACCAACAUCCAAAAAUCUCUGGUUUAAUACUUUCAGAAUUACAGUAUGAUUAUACAUCCAUAGAAUAUCCGAAAUUUACUGAAAAUUUUAAAAAAUAUCUUGAGGCGAUGAGAGGAUGUUUUCCAGAUUUGGUAAUUGCCCUUAGUUUAUAUGGAUCAUCUCUAAUAGACCAGUAUAUCUUUCCAGCGUUAAAAUGGUUGAAUAUCAAAAAAAUAGAUUCUUAUUUGGAUUUCUACACUGUUGAUCUAGUAGCCUUUAAUCGAUGUACUGACGAAUUCAAAAAUAUCGGAACAGCUCCAAUGAGUGCAUCAGAUACAAAUUAUACAUUGGAUAAUAUCAAAGAAGCCUUAAAACUGGGAGGUUUUCCGAAAGAAAAAACAUAUUUUAAAUUUAGAAUAAGCCCAUCAUCAGCUGACGAAUCACUAAAUGCCUGGAUCUUGAAUGUUGAACAGAUGUGUUUAUAUCCAAACCAAACGAGUAAUUGGUGUGCAGAUACUCAAUCAUCGUUUAAUGAAAAAGGUCAAUUUGCGUGUACAAAUGGAGUAGGAUUUAUGGUUCAUUAUAUAGAUUUUAAUGAUCCUCAUAACUGCUGUAGAUGUGAAAAACCAUACCCUUCAUUCAAUGCUAUUCUAGAUGGUUGGAAGGGUGUUGAUACAAAACCUUGCAAUUCAUUAACUAGACUUUGAAAAAUAAAAUCGCCAAAAUGUGAAAAAAGAGUCCAUAUGCACAUUAUAAUUUUCAAAGUCAUAUUAUAAGUAUAGAUAAACGAUUACAAUUAUAUGUCAAAAUGUUAUUUAUUAGAGUUUAAUAAAUGCACGGUUAGCGUUUAGCAGUGAAUAUUGACUAUUUUAUCAAAAUCAAUUUAAUAUCUUCGUUAAAAUAUUUAAAACAUUUGGGUGAACUCCACCUGAAAU